Molecule: messenger RNA, 1336 nt
Organism: Dicentrarchus labrax (European seabass)
Lineage: Eukaryota; Metazoa; Chordata; Actinopteri; Moronidae
Product: Ras-related and estrogen-regulated growth inhibitor-like protein
Exons: 4
Coding region: 44-649 (201 amino acids)
Molecular function (GO): GTP binding; GTPase activity
Source: RefSeq, a predicted model, not a curated record
CUCAUACGGAGCUGAGCGGCUCGACACAACUGUUUCACUGAAAAUGGAUGCCAACAUUGUUGUCAUGGGGACAGAAAGUGUCGGGAAAUCAGCUCUGACAGUGCGCCUCUUAACCCGGAGAUUCAUCGGAGAGUAUGGAGAUAUUGAAUCCAUCUACAGUCACAGCUUUAUGGUCGAUGGGAGGGAAACCGCUCUCAAUAUUUGGGACUCACCUUAUUCUGAGGAUUUGUCCGUGGGGACGUCACUCUUUGAGAAGAAGGUCCAGUGGGCAGAUGGCUACGUUCUGGUCUACAGCAUCUGUGACAGGGCCAGUUUCAACACCGUCAGCCGGCUCAUUCAGACAAUCAAAUCCACCAAAGACUACCUGAACGCCGACAAAGCGCCCAUAGUGAUUGUGGGAAACAAGAGGGACCUGCACCACAGACGGACGGUGCUGAGCGAGGAGGGCUGGCUGCUGGCUCUCAAAACAGACUGCCACUUCUAUGAAGUGUCGGCGGCCGAGAACUACCACAGUGUGCUCAUGGUGUUUCAUGGGCUGGUGGACAGGAUGAGGGACGCCAAGCUGACCGCGAAGAGGCCUCUGGGGUUCAAGGGCAUAGUGAAAAGCAUGUCUGCCGUUUUUGCCAGGAGACGGACGGACUCCUUUUAGUAAGACUGUGACAGAAGAGGAGUUUGUUUUUUAUGAAGAAGAAGCUUCACAUUAUGUGUAUUUGACUGGAUGGAUAUCACAGUCUGAUAGAUGUGACACAUGUUACGUUGUCCAAGGGAACAAUGAAGUCUCCUGGGGCAGAGACGCUACAGAGAAAGGAGCUGCGUUUAAAUAAAAAGCAUGGAAAGACUCCAGAGAAGAAAAGAAGCCAUUAAGCUUCAGAAAACAUGAAGACAAAACAAUGUCACAGAGGUUACAGAUGUUUUUUGGUGAUCGGUUUUGAAAUUAACUGCACUUCAAGCGACAAGCUACACAAAACUGAUGAAAUACUAUAGUCUCAUUCAUUAUGCAGAUAUAUAUGCUAUUAUGUGCAAGAAGGUAUGCAAUAUGUUUAGGAUAUAUACCAGCUGUGGAUGAAAUUCUUUGCACGAAUUAAAUGUGCCUUUACUUACGAUGAUGACCAAAGAUAAUGUCUUAAGACUAAAGACAGCUCUUCAGUUCACAAGUGAGACUUUUGUACUGCUGGAAAAAGGGACUGAAAAGUGUCCUGCUCAAUCCUGUAGUUAAUUCUAGAAAGUAAAACAUACUUAUUUGUAUUUAUUCAAGUCUAAACACUGUAAAGCAAAAGAACAAAUUGUUUUUCUAUAUUUAUGAAUCUAACUUUGUUUUAUGACUGACAAGGAUUUA